GGCGGACGCCGAGCAGGAGUGCGGCGGCGGCCGGCGAGAGGCCGAGCGUGGUUGCCCAGCAGGUGGACUGGGAAUUGUACAUGCAGCAAUGCUUCUUUAUUUCCUAGUCACGCAAUAAAGUGGAAUGAAAAGCCAAAGGGAGAGAUAAAAAGGAACAGAGAUGUCAUUGAGAGCCUGCAGCCUUGGAUGAGGCGAGAUCUGCUCUGGGAUCGCUCACUCUUCUCCCACCAAGAGGAAGGACAGGGUCCACCCCAGAGAGAGCCUGCACCUGGAACUCAGCAUCCAAGAGGUCUCCCCUGAAGGACCUGCAGAGGAGCCUGGGUCCUGUGACUUUAGCAGGCAGCAUCACUGGAUCAAGAUGACCACACCCACGAUUUUGGGGGAUACCACCUUCUCGUUGAACAUGACCACGAGGGGGGAAGACUUCCUCUAUAAGAGUGCUGGAGCCAUUGUUGCUGCCAUUGUGGUGGUCGUCAUCAUCAUCUUCACCGUGGUUCUGAUCCUGCUGAAGAUGUACAACAGGAAGAUGAGGACGAGGCGGGAGCUGGAGCCCAAAGGCCCCAAGCCAGUUGCUCCUUCUGCCAUGGAGCCAAACAGCAACAGCACCCAGCAGCCUGCAACAGUGGCCUUCAGCCCUGCUGACCUCCACUCAGAGACUCGGUGACCCCGUCCCACUACCAUCCCUGCCACUGUCCAAAGAGCUUUCCCCCCAAGUGGAGACCCAGAGGCACAUUCUCUGGUGGCCUCACUAUGAGUUCCUUCUGGUCAGGCCGUCAGAGCGUCUUUCAUACAACCCCCUCAGCUUCAGGCAGUCCUUAACCUGGUCCUGCCCUGACUCACCCUGUGUCCAUAUCCCUGCUGCCACCCUAUCAAAAAGCUGUGGAACAUGAUUGUAUUAGCUGAUGAGAGAUCUCUGCUGAGAAUCCACUGAAGUGGGUUGGGCUGUCUCCUCCCAAAUGCUGUAGCUAGUCAGACAGACAGACAAGCUUGCAGGCAGACAAGCAGACAUAUAGUCCUGACUCUUGGUCAGGAGUCAGGGCUCAGGGAAUGCUGCUGAGAGUGUUGCACAGGGUCUGCCACUGGGCUCAUCUCAAAUUAAGUGCCAAAUCUAUAGCUUUGCAGAGCAAAAUACUCAACCCCAUCAUCAGGGGCAGGGAAGCUAACUUGGACUAACCAGAAAGCCAACUUGUUAAUUUAUAACCACUUCCAGUACUAGAUGACCGCUAGAUGACCAAUGAUUGGUCAACACAUUUCUCCCUCUUUGAGAAAAGUUACAAGAAAAAUGGAAUUUUUUUCCCCAAGAGGUUUCUGCUUCCUUAGUAAAGAGUCAGAAGAAGGCACAGGAUGACUUUGAGAAAUGGUGGCCUCUAGGACAAAAGCUUGUUGCAUUGUUGUAGGCCUUGACCGAUCCUGGGAGCUGGUCAGGGCAUCUCCUGUCCUUCUGGGAGGGCGGACCCUGAUUCAGUGUCAUUUCUCGGCUCCCCAAGAAGCUCUGACGGUCUUGUUAACCCUUUACCUCCCAGGACCAGUAUUUGGAGAUUGAUUACAUUGUAGCUCUACAUAUAGGAAGCACCAUAUUCUCAGACCAUGUCUCUGUCAAGAGCUGAGCUCUGACUCCUAGGCUGGAGAAUAGUCUACCGAUAAGGGGAAACAUUUUGGAAUUAAGGAGGCUUGCCUUCAAGCUCUACUUUCUGGUGUGUGGCCUUGGGCAAGUGACUCAACCUUUCCCUGUGUGGUUUCCUAACCAUGAAGUGGAAAUGGAAACACUUGCCUCCCUGGGUUGUCCUGAGUCAGGGACUGCAUAAGCAGCUUGAGUAUGGAGCCUGGUGCCUGGAGAUGCUUAGUAAAUGGGAGCCAGCAUUAUGCAAAGGCCCUGGGUUCAGUCCCCAGUUUAGUAAACAAACAAAACAAACAAAACUCUCUUGAAUAGCUCUGGAGAAAUACUAGUAAAUUCUUCCUCCUCCUCCAUCUUCUCUUCCUUCUGCUCUUAAAUUUCCACCAAGUACCAGGCACCCUGAAAGGUGUUUUCACAUCAUUUAUCUCAAAGGAUUUGAUUUUCCCAAUAACCGUGGGAGGUAUUAUUUCCCAUUUACAGAUAAGAAUUUUCAAAUCAAGAAGAAUAAGUACUUGCCCAGAGUCACACAUGCAGCUGGUAAGUGGCAAAGCCAAGAAACAACCAGUUUCCCCUGAACCCAGAGGGCAACUUUCUGUCACAUCACUCUUGUCCAGGAGUUUGUGUGGUGCGCAGAGAUCUGGCUUCUGAACUGAAAGUGGGAAGUGGGGUGCAGGCCCUUUGGCUCCAUCCUUUGGGCUUCCAUGAUCAGAGCCAAAGAACCCAUUUCUCAGCCCACCAAGGCAUGAUUCCUGCUUCACCCAUUGCUUGGGCCCAAGGGGAAAGGGCUGGGGACCAGGGCACAUUUGUUUCUUUGAGGGCUCAAAUCCCCAGCAUAUUCAUCUCCCUACACAUUUUCUGCUCUUUUCUUUUUUACUAAAAUUGUCUAGAAUGUUCCAGACUUCUCUGCCCACAGUGGACGCUUCCUGGAAGCAAAUAGAAGGAUUUUUGUGUCUCACUUUUUACUAAAGAAGGCAACUCAAUAAGCAGGCUGGAAGGGCUCUUAUGUGGCAGCUGAGGUGCUACUGCAUGCAUGCAGACAGGUCUCUGCGCUCCAGGAGCCAGCAGGAGCCAGCAUGAGCCUCCGUGGUGGGGAUUCGAAGCUAUGCAUUUUGUUUCUGACCAGGUGCCUUUCUUAACUGAGCAGAUGCUCCCUCAUUUGGGCACUGAAUCAAUGAAAGAUAUUAAACACUUACAGAAAAAUGUUUAAAAAUAAAAGAGGUUUAAAUCA
Heterocephalus glaber (naked mole-rat) is the source of this 2843-nucleotide messenger RNA. RefSeq names its product non-compact myelin associated protein (gene Ncmap). Gene Ontology annotation, biological process: peripheral nervous system myelin formation; regulation of myelination. Gene Ontology annotation, cellular component: plasma membrane; Schmidt-Lanterman incisure; paranode region of axon. Lineage: Eukaryota; Metazoa; Chordata; Mammalia; Rodentia; Bathyergidae. The record is from RefSeq and is a predicted model, not a curated record. Gene Ontology annotation, molecular function: structural constituent of myelin sheath.